GCACAGGAUGUCGUCGGCUUCGGAUUCUGAAGUGUACGAGCCCACGCUGCAGAAUGUGCUGGACCAGGGCUCGCUGAAAUGGAUCUUUGUGGGUGGCAAGGGAGGCGUCGGCAAAACAACGUGCAGCUGCUCGUUGGCCAUUCAGCUGGCAAAAUCACGGCGAAGUGUGCUAUUGAUCUCGACCGAUCCGGCUCACAACAUAUCUGAUGCAUUUGCGCAAAAAUUCAGCAAAACACCCACUGCUGUCAAUGGCUUCGAUAACUUAUUUGCAAUGUUUCUGAUAUGCGUGUUGAAACUGUUCAGCAGUGUUUCAGAUGUGCUAAGUCUUGGCCGACAGGUAUUGCAGGAUAUGGUGGGUGGUUUACCUGGAAUUGAUGAGGCCAUGAGCUUCUCCGAAAUGAUCAAGCUUAUUCAGUCGAUGGAUUUCGAUGUGGUUGUUUUUGAUACGGCGCCAACAGGGCAUACUCUACGAUUGUUGCAGUUCCCAACAUUAAUUGAAAAUAGUUUAGGCAAACUUAUCGGCCUACAGAGCUCGUUGGCUCCGCUGAUGUCGCAGAUGGGCGGAUUGUUGGGGCUUGGAGAAAUAUCGGCUGAUGAUACGGCAAACAAACUUCAAGAAACGCUCGAUGUGGUGCGAAAGAUAAAUGCCCAGUUCAAGGAUCCGAAUCUCACUACAUUUAUAUGUGUUUGCAUCGCUGAGUUUUUAUCACUGUACGAAACAGAGCGUCUUGUUCAGGAGUUAACGAAGCAGAACAUUGACACCCACAACAUUGUUGUAAAUCAGGUGCUAUAUCCAGACGCCGAAGAAAAUGGCACUAUAAAAUGCAAGAAAUGUGCAGCUAGGCAUAAGAAGCAACAGGGCUAUUUGGAACAGGUACGUAACAUAGUGCUCACUGCUCCUAUUGCUGAUCUCUAUGAAGAAUUUAAUAUCACCAAACUGCCUCUGCUAGAAAGCGAAGUACGCGGACCUGAACAACUGAGCGCUUUUAGCAGAUACCUUAUUGAGCCGUAUGAUGCAAAGAUUAUGAAUGGAUCCAAUAAAAUCUAAUU
Gongylonema pulchrum is the source of this 1050-nucleotide messenger RNA. The record is from the annotation of a GenBank genome assembly. Lineage: Eukaryota; Metazoa; Nematoda; Chromadorea; Rhabditida; Gongylonematidae.